This is a messenger RNA of Mytilus trossulus (common blue mussel), 2035 nucleotides long. RefSeq lists its product as uncharacterized. The record is from RefSeq and is a predicted model, not a curated record. Bases 164 to 1168 code for a protein of 334 amino acids. The transcript has 3 exons. NCBI's taxonomy places the organism in Eukaryota, Metazoa, Mollusca, Bivalvia, Mytilida, Mytilidae.
UUUACAUCACAACCAUUCAGGAAUUGAUUAUGUUUAUAAAACUUUGAAUCUUGAAAUCUUAAGGAAUUAGAAACCGCGCGUUCCUUUUCAAUCGCUAUACAAUAACAGUAUACUAAAUUAUCUAAAUACAUCUUACCUAACGAGUGAUACAUUUUUUUAAAUUAUGAACCUGAGGAGGACAUUUCACAUGAUUAGUCGGACCCUGCAUAUUGCGAGUAAAAUAAAGCAACACGAUGCUGUAGACAACAAAAGGAUAACUUUCAGCAGAGUAAAAGUUGAUGACUAUUACAAAGUGUUGUCUAUAAAAUCACCUGAUGAUGUUUAUGAGGGAUACGAUUACUUACCAGACCGCUUCCAUAAACUGAUUAGUAGUUCCUCAAUUGAGGGGUAUGCAGCCUCUAUCGACAACAAAAUGGUUGCAUUCCAACUAGUAAAUCUUUUGGACGAUGGUCACACGGUCUUAAAGCAAGCUGGACGAGUGACUACAGAAUAUGAAGGAACAGGAAUAUACAACGAGCUUGAUUCAUUUACACAACAAAACUAUAAUGCAUUGGGUAGACAAAGGACCUUCUCAUUUGACGCACACAACCAAACUUUGACGAAACAUCUUUAUGCUAGAAAAAUGGAUACAGUUAUGUCUAGAGAUGUAACAGCGUAUCAUGUAAAGUCUCACAGAGAAAUACUAAAAAACAAUACAACUGGAACAAACCACGACAACAAUACUAUAUUUCCUGUCCAUCUGAAGGAAGUCUUUAAAUCAGAGAAAACGAGUAGCGAACUUUUCCCGGAAGGUAGAAUGCUAUGUUUCUAUGUUCCAUAUAAACUAAAAGAUUCCAACAUACCACUGAUAUACUCUCAAGGAACGAAAGUUCUAGGAUCAGUUACUGAUGGCUUCCUGUUAGUGACAGCAGGGACAAGCUUCCAAUGUAACAAAGGACAUGUAUUUGUACUUGACGUAUACGGAACUUUAAAUGAAACAUUUGUAAAGCACCUACUACAGCAUUUACGACAUGUGGACCUACGAUAUUUAAAUGAGCCAAUGGAAAUCAACGUACAUUGUAUGGAUUCUGGAAACCAGUAUAUAACUGAUGCUAUGAGCCAACUUGAUAUUCAAAAAGACGAAAGUUUUAGAGAUGUUCAUCAUGUGGCUACCGCUGAAAUGAGUUAGAAAUACUUAUUUCAGUGGUAUUGACGAACUCAUUACAGCUAAUUUCUUAUGCAUGUAAAGCAAGACUUUGGUUAGCUUACUUGCUUUGUUUGUAUAAUUGUUUGUAUUUUAGAUAUAGUCCAAUUAAGUGUUGGUAUAUGAUAUGUACAGGUUGAAAUAUGCGUAUAUAUAUUGCAUAAUUACAGAGCUAUAGCUAGAAUUAAGGUUUGUACAAACAGAGCAAGCAAGCCUACCAAAGUUUUACCCUACAAGCAGUAGAAAAUUAGCUGUAAAAGCGAAAAGAGAUUAAGUUAUAUUUUACGUAUUCGAAGUUAUUAAGAUUGAAAUUAAUAUAUGAUUGUCAAAUGAUGUAUACCAUAACCUGAAUAUCCCCCUAAACAAUAUACUUUUUGGAAUUUGCUAUAUUAUAAUACAACUUUGCAUCUUUUGAUACUUUUGUUGAACGAAAUGGAGCUAAUUGUAGCGAAAGAACCUUCAUUUAUUCUGGAUCAUUUUUGUUGAAUUACUUGUCUUUACUUGGAAAAUAUAAAAAUAUAUAAAUUGUAAUGUAGAACUGAUCUCUGUAUACUAAGCAUACAAUGAACACAUGACACUCAAAUACAAAUACGAGAAAUCUCUAGAAGCCAGGCUCCCCUUUUAGUGGGAAAAAUUUGUUGAUUUUACAGGGGAAAAUUGGAGCAUGACUGGAGCGGAUUUGCCCUUAGGACAGUUAGUGUGCCCUCCCCUAAUAAUAAGUUCUGGAAAUGCCACUGGGUGGUUUUCUAUUAGUCAAAUAAACAUUCCCCACAUCUGAAACCUAGAGUUUAAUUAUAAAUAAUUUAAUUUUGGAUGUAACGCGUUUUCUGAUUGGCUGACGUUAUUUUGUUA